AACGACAAUUCUUUCUUAAUGAUCCAGCCUAUCAUGAUAUGGCAGAUCGAAUGGGUGUACCCUAUUUACAACGUACACUCAGUAUUCAACUUACCGAACACAUUCUCAAAUGUCUACCAGAACUAAAACGAGAAUUACAAGCACGUCAUCGUGAUUUAGCUAAAGAAGUAUCCGAAUAUCGUACAUCAGCUAUGGUCGAAGGUUCUGGUUUUGAUACAAAAGCUUUAGUAGUAUUGACACAUGAAUUACAAGAAGAUUUUGAUGCUGCAAUCAAAGGAACUAAUUUGAAAGAUUCUGAUUUGAAAACAUUGACAGGUGGAGCUCGUAUUGCUACGAUUUUUAAAUAUCGUUUUCCAUCGGAAUUGGCUAAAGUCGAUCUUCAAGAUAAAGAUAUGCGUAAUCACUUAGUUUUAGCCAUAAAAAAUAUUCGUGGUUUUCGAGCUGGUAUAUUUACACCAGACGAAGCAUUCGAAUACAUUGUUCAAAUGCAAAUAGCUAAAUUCGAAGAGCCAGUAUUGACAUGUGUCGAUAUGGUUGUUACUGAAUUGAAAAAAAUUAUUCAUGAAGUAACAAAUAAACUGAAACGUUAUCCACUCUUGCAACGAGUCAUCGAAGAAUUAUUGACACAAUAUUUAAAAGAACGUGAAAUUGCUACAAAACAAGCUUGUACUCUUUAUGUUCAUACACAAUUAUCAUAUAUUAAUACAACUAAUGAAGAAUUUAUCGGAUUUGCUAAUGCACAAAAAUCGGUCAACGCAAGUGAGAUAAAUCGACAUAUUACUAGUCAAAUCAUUCGUAAAGGUUUUCUUCGUAUGCAUACCAAUGCAAAAUUAUUUCAAGCUAAAGAAUAUUUCUUCGUUCUAUCAACAGAUAGUCUAUCUUGGUUUAGUGAUUCUGAUGAACGAGAGAAAAAAUAUAUGUUACAAUUGGAGAAUCUUAAACUACGUGAUACUGACAGUGGCUUUAUGGCUAAACGAUCACAAUUUGCUUUAUACAAUACAGAAGGAAGAAAUGUUUAUAAAGAACAUAGAAUGCUCGAACUUUCUGCUGAAAAUAAAGAAGAUAUGGAGAAUUGGAAAGAAGCAUUUUCUCGUGCUGGUAUCUUUUCUGAACGUGGACAACGUGUCGAGGCUAGUACAACAUCGGCAGAUGCCAGUUCCGGUGAUCCACACAUGGAACGUCAAGUGGAAACUAUCAGUAUUUUGGUAGCAUCUUAUAUGAAAAUUGUAGCAAAAAUGACACGUGAUUUCAUUCCGAAAACGAUCGUGUGUAAUGUUGUACAAGAACUACGAAAAUAUAUUUCAAGAGAAUUGUUAGCCAAUCUCUAUGCUAUUCCAAAUUCGAAAUCACUCUUACAAGAAUCAGCUGAAGAACGACAACGUCGUGAAGCGAAAAUUGCCGAAUUUGAAGCGGUGAAAAGUGCACUGAAUAUCAUAGAAAAUUUUCAUAUCAAUACACGUCAAUUAUCUACAACUAUUGUGACAACAUCAACAGCAACUACUAAUUUCUCGAACAUCACAAUGAAUAAUCAUUUUGAACAAUCAUCAAAUUCGUCGAAAAAUUUAGUUGACACUUCAUUUGGUGUUAAUAGUAACCGUUUUACUACACCUAAUCCGUUGAGCCCUUCUUACAUAAACGGCUCAAAGACGCCACCAUUGUCCAUAGUAGCUCAACGUCCACUGCCACCUGUUCCGCCGCGAUGA
Molecule: messenger RNA, 1703 nt
Organism: Rotaria sordida
Lineage: Eukaryota; Metazoa; Rotifera; Eurotatoria; Philodinida; Philodinidae
Source: the annotation of a GenBank genome assembly